ACAAAAGGAGGUGAGAUAUUAAAGGUAGCUAGCUACAGCAUGACAAUACUAGUAGGAGCAGCACUCAAAAGAGCUACAGUUUGUCUAAUAGUAUUCAUUGUUCUCUACAUGUGGUAUUUGAUGAAGGUGAAGCUCUCAACAAAUUCAAGUCCAGCACCGAAACAUUCGAUAACAUUGGAUUACAGAACACCCCUAAGUGCGGCAAACAUAGUUUCAGUGUGUCCUGCAUCUAAGCAAUUUAAUGUUGCCAUGAAGAAGCCUAAAAAAGGAAUUGCUUCGUCUGGGUUCCCACAACACACGGAUACCAUACUACCACCCAACUGUUCACUUCUGUUCAAAGGUGACUCAGAUGAAAUGAAACGAGUGAACAAUGCAAGGAUAGAAAAAAUAUGGCCAAUUCCAUCAGAUAAUGAGUUUUAUCGCUAUGCCUGUAAUUGUGACUGGAUAAAGAAAGAGUUGGACUCAGGUUAUUAUGUGUCUGAGCAAGAACGACAAUUUCCACUAGCAUUUGCUCUAAAUGUUUAUCAGUCACCUUAUCAGAUAUUUCGGUUUCUCAAAGUCAUCUAUAGACCUCACAAUUUGUACUGCAUUCACUAUGACAAAAAGUCCAGCGAACCAUUCAAGAAGCUGAUGGUCACCAUUGCCGACUGUCUGCCCAAUGUGAUUGUACCCAACAAGAUUGAAGAUGUUAUAUGGGGCUGGCAUACGAUAGUCGAUGCUCAGAUGAAUUGUAUAGAAGAUCUCUACAAGAUGCGACACACAUUUCCUUGGAAGUAUACAAUCACUCUGUGUGGGAAAGAAGUUCCUCUGAGAACUAAUAGAGAAAUGGUUCACACUUUAAGCAAGUUAAACGGUACUUCAGCAAUAAAAUUAUUCUCUACAAAGAACGACCAAUUAAGAUGGACAUACAAGCAUAAACUUAAUGGAAAAAGAGUAAAACAGUUAAGCUCUAAACUUGGCCCGAUCCCGUUUAAUCUCACAAUUGCAAAAAGUACAGCAUACCACGGACUAUCGGAAAGUUUUGUCAACUAUUUACUACACGAUAAAGAGGCUGUUAAGUUUCGGAGAUUCAUGGAAGAUACCAAAAUACCUGAUGAGCAUUUUGUUGCUACGUUAUUCAACAGAACAGGAGUACCUGGUGGGAAAGAUGAUAAAUACUCGAGAAUCACACCUACAGUGUCAAGUUACAUAUGGCUAACAGUCAAAGACAAGAAUUUCAAGAAGAAGCACUGUUCCAUCAGUGGUUGGAUGGUGCAUAGCAUUUGUAUCGUAUCCAGUGGUGACCUACAUCGACUGGACUAUAUGUACGACCCUAAGAAAGAUCAUCAGACGUUCUUCCACAACAAGUUCUUCAUUGAGAAAGAUCGAACGGUGAUGGACUGUGCUGAGGAAGAGCUCCUCAGAAGAAACAGAGAAGACUGUUUGAGAGACAACCCAUAAUAACAGCAACUUUUUGCGUAUAAUAAGUGUUCACAUGCAGUAACUAAUCAGCUAUUUUAGCCUGCAUGCAUGGUAACAGGAGUGCAUUCAUAAUUAUGAGCACUCUUUAUGUCUAUCAUCGAUUACUA
Molecule: messenger RNA, 1568 nt
Organism: Halichondria panicea
Lineage: Eukaryota; Metazoa; Porifera; Demospongiae; Suberitida; Halichondriidae
Product: beta-1,3-galactosyl-O-glycosyl-glycoprotein beta-1,6-N-acetylglucosaminyltransferase 4-like
Exons: 3
Coding region: 40-1440 (466 amino acids)
Cellular component (GO): membrane
Molecular function (GO): acetylglucosaminyltransferase activity
Source: RefSeq, a predicted model, not a curated record